CGAUACCCCUUUCUUAUUUCACAUGUGCAUAAAAGGGAGCUGUCAUCUGACGUAAGCCGCAGUACCGAAUGUACUAAAUGCGAGAAAAAUAUUUCGCUUGACUUUAGCGGAGCGUAGCGUUGUUCAGAGCGUCAGCCCACCGGUGUUGUAACGCAGCUGGCAUGAUUAGAUUUCGCUGAAGUGCCCGCAGACAAGCUUCGAAAGCAGUCGAGGGCGUGCUGACGGUGCUCGCGUGCCCGUCAAAAUACGGUGAAAGUCUGAACGCGCUCAUCGCUUCGACGGCUUGGACACGUAUCAAAGCUUUAUCAUGGGAGAGCCGGUGCAUGCAGUGCAAUGCCCACCGCUGGUGAAGCUGGCUGAUGUUCACGAUCAAGACCACCGCGAGCGCUUAGAGCUGAUGCGCUCGAAAUACCGUGAAACAUUUGGCAAAGAUCCCGAGUUUUACGUCAGGGCGCCCGGACGGGUUAACCUGAUUGGCGAACACAUUGACUACUGUGGAUAUGCUGUUCUACCUAUGGCAGUCCAACAGGACAUUCUGCUGGCCUGCGGACACAACAACUCCACAUUGUUGCAGCUGGCCAAUGUCGACAGCCGUUACCCAAGCUACUCAGCACCCAUAGAUGGUCUCAAGAUCGAUGACGUCCAACCAUGCUGGCAUCAUUAUUUCAUGUGCGGAGUUAAAGCAGCUGUAGAAGAUGCAGGAGCCUGUGAUCUGGGUGUCUCUCCACCUGGCUUGGACGUCAUGGUUCACGGCACUGUCCCGCAGUCGGCCGGUUUGUCGAGCUCGAGUGCAUUGGUCUGCGCUGCUGCACUUGCUACACUACAGGCAAACAAGGCUGCUGUCGUACCAAAGGUGAAGCUGGCAUCACUGUGCGCUGCAUCUGAAAGGUAUAUUGGCACCCAAGGAGGUGGAAUGGACCAGGCCAUUGCAUUCCUUGCUGAACCAGGUACCGCUAAGCUCAUUGAGUUCAAUCCACUGAGAACCACGAGCAUAACUCUACCAGAGGGGGCAACAUUUGUAGUCGCCAACAGUCUUGUAGAAAUGAACAAGGCGGCAACAUCGGAUUUCAAUAUCCGUGUAGUGGAAUGCCACAUCGCUGCGCAGGUGAUUGCUAAAGCUCAAGGUCUUGAGAUGAGGAAACACCUGAAGCUCGGAGAGCUCCAGUCACUGCUCAGAGUUGCCUUGCACGAAAUGGGAACCUUGGCCAAGAGCAUUUUGCAUCCAGCCGCCUACACAAGGGAUGAGCUUUGUACCCUCUUUGGCAUGGACGACGCUCAGUUUGAGAGGUGCUUCCUUGGAAAAAAUACCAAACACCUGCAAGAGUUUAAGCUGCACCAGCGAGCAGUUCAUGUAUACGAAGAGGCAAACCGGGUAUGGCAGUUCAAGGACGUAUGCGAAGGGAGUCACGGAACCUUGUCACCGUCCGAGCAACUUUCCAAGCUUGGGCAACUGAUGAACGACAGUCACACAAGCUGCCGUGACCUCUACGAGUGUAGCCACCCGGACCUUGAUCUCCUGGUGGAGAUUUCACUGCGGGCCGGUGCUCUGGGUUCCCGCCUCACUGGCGCAGGGUGGGGAGGCUGUAGCAUUUCUCUGGUGCCUUCGGACAAGCUGGAUGCCUUCCUGAAGGAAGUUGGCACCAAGUUUUAUGGGAAGUUUGGUGACAGCGUGGCAAAAGAUACGGCCAUGUUUGUCACCAAGCCUGGCAGCGGCGCUGCCAUAUUUGUACCCUAGUCACACAUUCUGCAAUACCAAUGGUUGUGAGCUUGUCUGUGCUGAAUACUCUGGAAACUCAAAAGCUGGAAUUUUCUGGCUUGUGGGCACGACCAUUCCCCAUUCAGCUGAUAUGUGUAAGAAAAGCAAAUGAAAAAUCAAAAUGAACAAACAUCUGCCAUUUACUCUUCCCACCAUAACACAGUUGCUCAGGAAGAAAAGAAGAGAUUGUGAUGCUCUUUUGAGCCUACACCAGUCAUAUUCAUACUUUUUAUCCUGUCCCAGAAGCUGUGUUGCAUAGCAGCAUUAUUUUACCUUCUUAAUUUUGUUGUAGCAAAUAAACAAAAUGCUAGUCUGGUGCACUUCCAUUUACCUGGCCAUUGCUUCAGUCAAGAAAAUAGCCAACUUUUACAAGUACUGUCUAUACACAUGCAAUGAGGUUUUUAAGCUGCACAUUGGGUGCUUUGUACAAGUAAACAGGGCAAUGCAGCUACAUUGCAUGCAGAUGUACUACAUUCCAAAGCACCAUCUUGUUAUCAGCAACAAGCCUUUUUUACCAAUAAAGCUGAUUGCAUUUCUG
Molecule: messenger RNA, 2294 nt
Organism: Rhipicephalus sanguineus (brown dog tick)
Lineage: Eukaryota; Metazoa; Arthropoda; Arachnida; Ixodida; Ixodidae
Gene: Galk
Product: N-acetylgalactosamine kinase
Exons: 7
Coding region: 308-1735 (475 amino acids)
Biological process (GO): carbohydrate phosphorylation; galactose metabolic process
Cellular component (GO): cytoplasm; cytosol
Molecular function (GO): ATP binding; galactokinase activity
Source: RefSeq, a predicted model, not a curated record